UUUCUUUAACUUUUGGAGUGCAAAGCACACGAUGUGUGCAUUCGCUCGCCGGUUCGCGCAGUUGCCUGUGUGGCGUGAACUCUUAUAAUAAUUUUUUUUUUUUGAAUAAUUUCCUUCAAAAUUAUAAGUGAAUAAAAAUUUCCCAAGUAAUGAAUCUAAAAUAGUGCUUCAUUUCAAGUUAAAGUAGUGCAACAUUUUUGACAAAUUAAUUUGCCUUUUUCUAGGAAAAGAAAAAACCAGGUGAAUUUAUAAAAAUAGAAAAGCAAUCAAUCAAAAUGGGUGAAGAAAAAUAUAAAGAUAAAGCGCCCACUGAGUUGGACACGUUCCUUCCCCAUGAUGGAAAGAAGGAAGAAGUUUUACCAAACAAAUAUAAAGUUCAGGCAUUUACACGGGAUCUGGAAAAUGGAUACGAUGGAAAAGCAUUUGAUCCUUUUAUGGAACGCAAAGUAGAUAAUCCAACGACGGAUUGUGAUACACUUACUCAUCUAUUAAAAGCAUCUCUAGGAACUGGAAUUCUCUCAAUGCCUGUUGCGUUUAAAAGCGCUGGACUUGCAGUUGGAGUUUUUGCUACGAUACUAGUAGCUUUUGUAUGCACACAUUGUGCUUAUGUUCUUGUAAAAUGUGCUCAUGUUUUGUAUCAUAGAACAAAAAAAACACAAAUGGGUUUUGGAGAUGUGGCGGAAGUUGCAUUUGCAACUGGACCCAAAUGGGGAAGGAAAUUCUCGAAAUUUUCUAGAUAUCUCAUUGAACUAAGUUUGUUUAUAACUUAUUUUGGUACCUGCAGUGUGUACGCGGUAAUUGUUGCAAGAAAUUUUCAACAAGUCAUCGAACAUCAUACGGGAGAUGUUUAUAAUGAGAGAAUUAUCAUUAUGACAUUAUUAUUGCCUUUGAUAUUAUUGAGUUGGGUGCCUGAUUUAAAAUAUCUAGCACCAGUUUCAAUGGUAGCAAAUGUUUUUAUGGGAACUGGAUUAGGAAUUACUUUUUACUAUCUAGUCAUUAAUAUUGAACCAAUUGCAGAAAUUCCAUUAGUAGCCCCACUUUCGGAAUUUCCCAAUUUUUUCAGCAUUACAAUUUUUGCUAUGGAAGCCAUUGGCGUUGUAAUGCCUCUUGAAAAUAGUAUGAAAACACCUCAACAUUUUACCGGCAUCUGUGGUGUUCUCAAUAGAGGAAUGGGUGGCGUUACAAUGAUUUACAUUCUUCUUGGAUUUCUUGGCUAUUGUGCAUAUCCAGACGAAACUGCAGAAUCAAUAACAUUGAAUCUUCCAGUUGAAGAAAUACCUGCACAAGCUGUUAAAAUACUUGUUGGUGCCGCUGUUUUUUGUACAUUUGGACUUCAAUUUUACGUAUGUCUUGACAUUGGAUGGAAUGCCAUUAAAGAAAAAUGCCAAAAGAGACCUAUACUUGCUAAUUAUAUAAUGCGAACAGUCCUUGUCACCGGUUCAGUUUUGUUGGCCGCAGCUGUUCCGACCAUCGCGCCAUUUAUUGGUCUUCUUGGGGCUUUUUGCUUUUCAAUUCUGGGACUUUUGAUUCCCGUCUUUAUCGAAACUGUGACCUAUUGGGACAUUGGUUUCGGUCCAGGAAAUUGGGUAGCUCUAAAGAAUGUAGUUAUUUGUAUAAUAGGCAUAUUGGCUCUAGUAUUUGGAUCUCGCAGUGCCUUGAUUGAAAUAAUUAAACUUUAUGUACCUAAUGAAAGUAUCAAUGAAAGUUUUCAUGACGUUUUCAAUGGAAGUUUAAAUUUAAAUAAAACAAUUGGAAAUUUAUUAAGUCCAGUAACAGGAGCCUCUACAAAUUUCACAAUAGGUGAAUAGGUUCCAGUUUCUUUUUUUUUACCAUUUUAAUAAUUUAAAGAGGCUUGUCUCAUUGCUCCAAUUUUUUUUGAGCCUGUGACUGAUUAAAUUUUUGUGAAUUUUACAUUAAAACAAAAGAAAAACAAAUUCUCAGAGACAUUUAUCGAGCCUUAGGAAUAUUUUUUAUACACCAAAAGAAAAGAUAAAAAACUUUAAAAUUCAGAAUAACUCUUAUAGCAAAGCAAAAUUCUCUACAUCUAAUAAAUUUAAAUGUUAAUUAUGUACAUUAAUUGUCAAUCAAAUAAUGUACAUAUUUUAAUAAUUAAAUGUAAAUAAUUUUUAAUACACUAUAAUCUCGUUAAGAGAUGAAAAAUAAGUGUUUUUAGAAUAUUAAUUUUUCAAUGAAAGUAAUUUAUGAAAGUGAUAACAAAUGAAAAAGAAACAUUUUAGAAACUAUUUUUGCACAAAUAAAAAAAUAUUGUAAUAAUUGAAAAGAAAACAUGAAAAUUUAGCUAAUUUUAUUUUAGACGAGAAUUGAAGAAGUGAAAUAAAAGCAAAAAUUUCUAAAAUGAGCUAUCGUUUGUUUUCCUUUGUUUUUUGCUUUUUUUUAACGCGCACUGCUUCAAAACAAAGUACAAUUAAUAGAAACCGAAAAAUUUAGAACUAAGUAGCUAAUUAAUUAUUUUUUUUCUUUUUUUAAGAACAAAUUUCAUUAUGUUAGGACAGAAAUUAACAGUAUUCGACUUUACACGUAAUUUUUAUUCGUUUUCUGAUUUUAAAAAUUUAAUUAUUUACUUCUUAUUUGUAAAUCAAUUUAAAUAAUGGUUGAAUUUAAUUAAAUCAAAUUAUUGAAAUAAUUGAA
Messenger RNA from Leptopilina boulardi, 2649 nucleotides. Its product is annotated as proton-coupled amino acid transporter-like protein pathetic. The record is from RefSeq and is a predicted model, not a curated record. Gene Ontology annotation, cellular component: vacuolar membrane. Gene Ontology annotation, molecular function: amino acid transmembrane transporter activity. Gene Ontology annotation, biological process: amino acid transmembrane transport. Bases 276 to 1808 code for a protein of 510 amino acids. The transcript is spliced from 10 exons. NCBI's taxonomy places the organism in Eukaryota, Metazoa, Arthropoda, Insecta, Hymenoptera, Figitidae.